AUGUUUCGCUUAAUUAGCAUGUGCACUACUGCCAAAGAUGCAUGGGACACCUUGCAACGUCAUUGUGAGGGUUCGAAGAGUGUUUGUCAAACGAGGCUGCGACUCCUUGCAGCAAAAUUCGAGACAAUUCGGAUGCUCGAAAAUGAGAAUAUCUCGUCAUACACGGCCAAGUUGAUGAAUAUAGCGAAUGAGUGCUACUCUCUUGGAGAACCGAUCUCGAAUGAAAAACUCGUGGCAAAAGUGAUGAGAUCUCUUCCAAAGCGCUUCAAUAUGAUGAUCACGGCGCUUGAUGUCUCGAAGGAUGUGACAGCCAUUAUAUUCGAUGACCUUGUUGGCACUCUCAAGACGUUCGAAAUGAAUCUUGAGGUACAGGAUCUUGAAGAAAAAAGUGCAUCGUUCGGGAAAGGAAAAGGGAUCGCCCUUCAUUCGGUCACUAAAGAUGGUGAUAACUUGGAGAAUCUAGUUCGUGAUAUGAAGGAAAAUGAGUUUGAUGAAGAAGGAGUUGCACACAUGACGAGACGCUUCACAUCUUUGCUAAAGAGAAAAAAUUCUCAAAACAACUCCCAAGCCUCGAGGUCCCGAAUGCCAAGGCCAUUUACUCCACCUCAUUCGAAUCGAUCGCAUCCAAUCGGUGAAAAGGCGAAACUCAAUGAUGGGAGAAAGUUCACUCCAAAGUCACUCGAGACCGUCCAAUGCAAUGCUUGCAAAGGCGGGUGUUCGCGUCACAUGACCGGCACUCGUGAGUUCUUAUCCAAUGUAGAACUUUAUGAAGACACAACAUCUGUAGCGACACGUAUCUCUGACGAGCAAAAUACCGUUUCUGAGGCUGAGACAAGAUCUGAUGAUGAUGUUCCUGAUCAGAGAAAAGUAGUUCGGCAAUCUAAUCCUUUGUCACGAUCCUUUGGUGAGACGAAGAAAGCGGCUCCGAUUGGUUCGUCUCUGUUGAGUUUCGUUUGUCGCUGUCCCAAGAAUCUUGUCGGGUCCUUCUUCGAUGACCGCAGAGAAACACCGUCGGUCGCAGCAACUCGCCGUCUGCCGCUGCCUGGUCGAUUUUCUUGGCGACCGACCCUCCAUGGCGAGGAUGAAUCUCUGCCGGCGAUGCUUGUUCCCACUCCCGCUUCCCGGUCUCUGCUCGCGGCCCACAGCAUUUGA
Molecule: messenger RNA, 1152 nt
Organism: Striga hermonthica
Lineage: Eukaryota; Viridiplantae; Streptophyta; Magnoliopsida; Lamiales; Orobanchaceae
Source: the annotation of a GenBank genome assembly